Molecule: messenger RNA, 2823 nt
Organism: Ilex paraguariensis (yerba mate)
Lineage: Eukaryota; Viridiplantae; Streptophyta; Magnoliopsida; Aquifoliales; Aquifoliaceae
Source: the annotation of a GenBank genome assembly
AUGCAUCUUUCACUAUGGAAGCCAAUAUCUCACUGUGCUGCUCUGAUAUUGGACAAAAAGAGCAGAAGAAAAGAUGGGUCUAAUCACUCAGCAGAAGAAAUCAAGAAAAACCCAUCAGUUCUCAGAAAGUUGCAAGAGCACAAGCUCAGGGAAGCUCUUGAGGAAGCCUCUGAAGAUGGUUCACUUGUUAAAUCCCAAGACAUGGACUCUGAGUCCAUAGCCAAUCAAGACGAUGGAUUGGGGCGGUCGCGGUCACUUGCAAGGCUUCAUGCCCAAAAGGAAUUCCUCCGAGCCACAGCUCUUGCUGCAGAGCGCACAUUUGAAUCUGAAGACUCAAUUCCAGACCUUCAUGAAGCCUUUACGAAGUUCCUUACUAUGUACCCCAAGUACCAAUCUUCUGAGAAAAUUGAUCAGCUGAGGUCUGAUGAUUAUGCACACUUAUCUGGGUCCGGGCCCAAGGUAUGUCUUGACUAUUGUGGAUUUGGGUUGUUCUCAUUCCUUCAAACUGUUCAUUAUUGGGAGUCUUCUACAUUUAGUUUGUCUGAGAUAACUGCAAAUUUGGGCAAUCAUGCUCUUUAUGGAGGUGCUGAGAAAGGCACUGUGGAACAUGAUAUAAAGACUAGGAUAAUGGAUUAUUUGAACAUUCCUGAGAAUGAGUAUGGCCUUGUAUUUACUGUGAGUCGAGGAUCGGCUUUUAAAUUGCUAGCUGAAUCAUACCCUUUUCAUACUAAUAAGAAGUUGUUAACCAUGUUUGAUCAUGAGAGCCAGUCGGUGAAUUGGAUGGCUCAAAGUGCCAAAGAUAAAGGUGCUAAAGUUUAUAGUGCAUGGUUUAAGUGGCCAACCCUCAAGCUCUGUUCAACUGACUUGCGAAAGCAAAUUUCGAGCAGAAAGAGAAGGAAGAAGGAUUCAGCGGUUGGUCUUUUUGUGUUCCCUGUGCAGUCUAGAGUUACUGGUGCCAAGUAUUCUUACCAGUGGAUGGCACUGGCUCAGCAGAACAAUUGGCAUGUCUUGCUUGAUGCUGGGUCUUUGGGUCCAAAAGACAUGGAUUCUCUUGGAUUGUCUUUAUUCCGGCCAGAUUUCAUUAUCACCUCUUUUUACAGGGUGUUUGGGUAUGAUCCAACUGGAUUUGGAUGCCUUCUCAUUAAGAAAUCUGUGAUGACAAGCCUUCAAAAUCAGACUGGACAAGCUGGGUCUGGGAUAGUGAAAAUCACCCCCAUCUUUCCUCUGUACCUUGGUGAUUCCAUUGAUGGUUUACCUGGAUUGGCUGGAAUUGAAGAUGAUGAAGCUGGUGCGAGUGGUGAAGUAACCUCUGAAACUCACCCAGCAUCUCAGUUGCCUGCCUUUUCUGGUGCAUUCACUUCUGCUCAGGUGAGAGAUGUAUUUGACACUGAGAUGGAUCAUGACAACAGCUCUGACAGAGAUGGGGCAAGCACUAUAUUUGAAGAAACUGAGAGUAUCUCAGUAGGGGAGGUGAUGAAGAGUCCAGUUUUCAGUGAAGAUGAGUCAUCAGAGAACUCAUUAUGGAUUGAUUUGGGUCAGAGUCCAUUAGGAUCUGACCAUACGGGCCAGUUGAAUAAACAGAAGGUGGCCUCUCCGUUGCCACCUUUUUGGUUUACUGGCAGGAAGAACAAGAAGCUGCUUUCUCCAAAACCAUCCUCAAAGGUUUCUAACAGCCCAAUCUAUGACAAAGAGGUAAAUCUAGGAACUUACGAGGACCGACAGAUGCUAUCAUUUGAUGCUGCUGUUUUAUCGGUAUCUCAUGAGUUGGACCGUGGUAAUGAGAUCCCUGAGGAGGAACCCUUUGAAGAAACGAACACUGAUUCACGAGAAUUUGGAAAGCAUUCUGAUCGUCAGUAUGUCCAGGAAAUUGAAGAAGAGCCUGAAGCCAGCAAACGUGUUAGCAAGGGAUCCUGUCUCAACAACCCAUCUUCUGUCUCUCAGCAUUGUAGGCCUGAGAAUGGCUCAACCUCUGAAAUUUGCGCUGAGGCAAAAGAGAGUGCUAUACGAAGAGAGACAGAAGGUGAGUUCAGGUUGUUGGGAAGGAGGGAAGGAAAUAGAUUUUCUGGUGGCAGAUUUUUUGGUAUAGAAGAGACUGAACAGCCAGGAAGCAGAGGGAGAAGGGUAUCCUUUAGCAUGGAAGAUACCCGGAAGGCCGGGCCGAGCCAUACUCUGGAGCCUGGAGAAUUAUCUGCAACAAGCCUGGAUGACGAAGAGUACUUCAGUGAUGGGGAUUAUGCUGAUGGGCAAGACUCGGACAGGAGGGAACCUGAGAUAACUUGCCAGCAUCUAGAUCAUGUAAACAUGUUAGGUCUCAACAAGACCACAUCCAGGCUGCGGUUCUUGAUCAAUUGGCUUGUGACAUCGUUACUCCAACUAAGAUUACCUAGUUCAAAUGGAGGUGACUCUGUCCCGCUGGUUCACAUCUAUGGCCCAAAAAUAAAGUAUGAAAGGGGUGCAGCCGUGGCAUUUAAUGUGAGAGACAGAAACAGGGGUCUCGUCAAUCCAGAAGUUGUUCAGAAGCUGGCUGAGGCAAAUGGUAUCUCCCUUGGUGUUGGUAUCCUUAGUCAUAUACGGAUACUAGAAAGCCCGAAGCAGCAACUUGGUAUGAAUCUUGACGAUACUACCUUAUGCAGACCAAUGGAGAAUGGCCGACAUGAUGGGAAAAGUGGAUUCAUUAGAGUUGAGGUCGUCACUGCUUCUCUAAGCUUUCUGACAAACUUUGAGGAUGUUUAUAACCUCUGGGCUUUUGUGGCGAAGUUUCUUAACCCAACCUUUAUCAAAGAUGGUGAACUUCCAACUGUUGCUGAAGGCGAAGAGGAGUAA